Molecule: messenger RNA, 1023 nt
Organism: Phytophthora sojae
Lineage: Eukaryota; Oomycota; Peronosporomycetes; Peronosporales; Peronosporaceae
Exons: 1
Biological process (GO): DNA integration; DNA recombination
Molecular function (GO): DNA binding
Source: RefSeq, a predicted model, not a curated record
CGCGAGGAAGGCCUACGACGGCAACUGGUCGCCCUUCAACAGCGCUCCCUCGCCGACACCUCCCGACGGCAAUACAACGCGACAUGGGGUCAAUGGACAGCCUUCAGUCACCAGCUCGGACGUUCUCCAUGGUUACCCCAAAACGACGAAGUCGCGCAGUCUCUCCAAUUGGUGCUGUUUGCCAUUGAUCGAUGGUCUGCCGCGCCGUCAAACGUUCAGCCGAGGGCCAUUUCCACCAUUCACACCCAAGUUAGCCAUGUUAAGUGGUUUCAUCGUGUGUACGCCGGAUUUGAACCAGCAAUUACACCCAGCCAUGCCACUGCCUUCGCGGGUAUGCGCCGACUCAGCCCAGUGCCCGAACCCAGAACCCCAGUGUCACCUGCCAUGCUCGAGUGGAUUGCAGAGAACAUCGACUACGAAAACCCCCAGCACCGCCUCUUUCUUGGGGCUGCGCUGCUGGGUUUCUUCUAUCUUCUCAGGAGCUCGGAGUAUCUCGCAGUCAAAGGAGGAAGGCAUCGAUAUGCAUUAGAAGUACGCGACGUGCAGGUGUGCGAAGCGACAGGCGGCCCUGCGUUCACUAUCGCCAGAGCGUCAUACGCAGUGAUCAAUUUGCGAGGAAGCAAAACAGAUCAGCAAGGUCUUAACACGGCACGCUCGCUGUCACGGUCCGGCCACGCCCGCGUGUGUCCAGUGCUAGGGGCGGCCAUGCUCCUGGAGCUGGCCGAACGACUCGGCUUACGAUCGCAUGACGCUCUCUGCUCUUUGAGCAGGACACGUAUGCUCAAGGCCGAAGAGCUGUCCAAAGUACUGAAGGCGGCAGCCGUAGGCAUCGGGGCAGACCCUCGACGCGUCUCGUGCCAUUCACUACGCAGUGGUGGCGCCACUGCACUGAUCGCAAACGGCGUGGAUUCGACUACGAUUAAGCUCCACGGUUGCUGGAAGUCAAGCGCGUUCCAACGCUACACGCAAUACUCCAGCAAGGUUGGAGAACCGUUAGCAGCACUGAUGACCGGCAACAGCAAC